Messenger RNA from Beta vulgaris subsp. vulgaris (sugar beet), 2004 nucleotides. RefSeq names its product oxalate--CoA ligase. Gene Ontology annotation, biological process: fatty acid metabolic process. Gene Ontology annotation, molecular function: medium-chain fatty acid-CoA ligase activity. Lineage: Eukaryota; Viridiplantae; Streptophyta; Magnoliopsida; Caryophyllales; Amaranthaceae. Bases 116 to 1690 code for a protein of 524 amino acids. The transcript is spliced from 4 exons. The record is from RefSeq and is a predicted model, not a curated record.
UCUCUCGUAUCUCUCAAUCUCACCACUUUCACAACCCCAUCUCACCAAACAAGUAAAAACAAUAAUUAACUCAAAUUUCACCAAAUUAUCUUUCUUAACCGAAUAGAUAAGGAGAAUGGAAAGCUUAACCCUAACCGGAUUACUCAAAAACAUCGCCGAGAAAUUCCCAUCUCGGCGAGCAAUCUCUGUUUCUGGAAAAUUCGAUAUCAGCCACUCUCGUUUACAUCAACUUGUUGAACAUGCCGCCUCUUGUCUCCUUACCGCCGGUGUACAUCCCGGAGAUGUCGUCGCACUUACCUUCCCUAAUACAAUCGAGUUUGUGAUUAUGUUCUUAGCGGUGAUACGAGUUCGAGCCACAGCAGCACCACUAAACGCAGCAUACACAUCAGAAGAAUUCGAGUUUUACCUUUCCGACUCAGAAUCAAAACUCCUCCUAACUUCACCUGAAGGCAACAAAGCAGCAGAAACCGCCGCUUCAAAAAUCAACCUCCCACACGCCACCGCUUCACUAACAUCUCCUGACUCGGAACUCACUCUCUCCCUGACUCACCCCGAGUCAGACUCACCCAACUCGGUCACCUCACUCAUCAAUGACCCAUCCGACGUGGCACUCUUCCUCCACACUUCCGGGACCACCAGCCGUCCUAAAGGGGUCCCACUUAGUCAAUUCAACCUCGUUUCCUCCGUUUACAACAUUAAAUCGGUUUACAGACUCACUGAGUCUGACUCGACUGUGAUCGUUCUGCCUUUGUUUCACGUUCACGGGUUGAUCGCCGCGUUACUGAGUUCACUCGGUGCUGGCGCCACGGUUACUCUCCCUGCUGCGGGGAGAUUCUCUGCGACGUCGUUUUGGGGGGAUAUGAAGAAGUAUAAUGCCACGUGGUACACUGCGGUUCCUACGAUACAUCAGAUCAUCCUCGAGCGCCACCUCAGCAAGCCUGAGACGGAGUACCCGAAGCUCCGGUUUAUAAGGAGCUGUAGCGCUUCUUUAGCGCCGGUGAUAUUGAACCGGCUUGAGGAGUCAUUCGGUGCGCCUGUUUUGGAAGCGUAUGCGAUGACGGAAGCAUCUCAUUUGAUGUGUUCUAACCCGUUGCCUGAAGAUGGGCCUCAUAAGGCGGGCUCAGUUGGGCGACCCGUGGGCCAGGAGAUGGGUAUUUUGGAUGAGUAUGGAGUGGUCCAAGGACCCGGGUCUAAAGGGGAGGUUUGUAUUCGAGGCCCAAAUGUUACAAAAGGGUAUAAGAAUAACCCGGAAGCGACUAAGUCGGCCUUUCAAUUCGGGUGGUUUCAUACGGGUGAUGUCGGCUUUUUUGAUGAAGAUGGUUUUUUGCAUUUGGUGGGUCGGAUUAAGGAGCUUAUUAACCGUGGAGGAGAAAAGAUAUCACCAAUUGAGGUGGAUGCAGUGCUGUUAUCCCAUCCAGAUGUUGCGCAAGCUGUUGCUUUCGGGGUCCCUGAUGACAAAUAUGGGGAGGAGAUAAAUUGUGCAGUCAUUCCAAGAGAAGGGGUGGAGAUGGACGAGGAAGAGGUGACAAAAUUCUGCAAGAAAAACUUGGCAGCAUUCAAGGUUCCUAAGAAGGCUUUCAUCACUGAUUUUCUACCGAAAACUGCAAGCGGGAAAAUUCAGCGAAGAAUUGUGGCUGAACACUUCCUUGCCCAGAUAUCAACUGCUAAAGUUCCCAAGUUUGGGGCUUAGUGACCGAGUGUAUGCCACCUUGUUUUUGAGGUGGUCUGAAAUUGACGAUGCACAAUGCCAUGGACUGUUCUGGGUUUUAGCUUGGCAGUACUGUCCAUUGAAUGAACCUUGCGCAUCUUUCGUGUAUUUCUGGAAUCGUAAUCCGCUUUUUCUUCCCUAAUCCUUGUAUAGGUUAUGGAUGAGGGGAUAUUAGGUGAUAGUCUGAUAGAUAUAUCAGAAAUACAACUAAGUCAUUGUAGGACGCCGAAAAACAUCAUAAUGAAAUGUAUCAGAAACAUGUUUUAUGGUUGAUAUAUAUUCACUAUUCAGUACUA